Messenger RNA from Glycine soja, 1679 nucleotides. Its product is annotated as F-box/kelch-repeat protein At3g61590-like. Lineage: Eukaryota; Viridiplantae; Streptophyta; Magnoliopsida; Fabales; Fabaceae. The transcript has 2 exons. The record is from RefSeq and is a predicted model, not a curated record. Bases 258 to 1469 code for a protein of 403 amino acids. Gene Ontology annotation, molecular function: protein binding.
UUAGCUUCUUUUCAUUCUCUCUCUCUUGAGUGUUGUGUGUGUGUGUGUUGGGUUGCUUGGCCUUGUUUAUCAACCAAAUCUAGAGAAACCCAUUUCUCUGUUCUCCCAUUUGAAGGAAAGGAAAGCUUACACCUCUCUCUCCUUCUCUCUCUCCAACUACUGAUUCGCUCCAAUUCCGCCGCGCCCAGAUUCUUCUCUCUUAGCUACAAACCCGGUCGUCUAGGACUCUUUCCAACAAGGUCUUUCCUUCAACUCCUAUGGCAGGAGAAACAUCUUGGAUCAGCCACUAUGAUGACAGACAAAGGGAGACUGGGGCGUUUGAUUCAUUUUUAGAACUUAGUGAGGAAGGUGAAAAAGAAGCAACUGCUGUUUCUUUGGAUGUUUUGCCGGAUGACUUGUUGGAGCGAAUUCUAGCCUAUCUCCCCAUUGCAAGCAUUUUUAGAGCUGGCUGUGUGUCUAAGAGGUGGCAUGAAAUUGUUAACUCAGAGAGGUUUGUAUGGAACCUUUCACAUGUUCUACCGCAGAAACCUUGGUACUUUAUGUUUACAAGCUCUGAUGAACCAGGAGGUCAUGCUUUUGAUCCCCUCCUUCGGAAAUGGUAUAGCAUUGAACUUCCAUGCAUUGGAACUUCUAAUUGGUUCAUUGCUUCAUCAUAUGGCAUGGUCUGCUUCAUGGACAAUGACAGCAGAAGUGAAUUAUGCAUCUGCAACCCAAUUACCAAAACCUACAGGAAGCUUGAGGAGCCUCCAGGUUUGAAAUUUUCUGAUUACAGUGCAUUAGCAAUCUCAGUGAACAGGGAAUCUCACCGUUAUACUGUGGCAAUUGUAAAAUCUAAACAAGUCCCCGACAACUAUGUCCAGUGGGAUAUCUCAAUUCAUCUAUACAAUUCAGAAAAUGCAAUCUGGGUGACGUCUUUAACAGAAGUUUUGAUGGGGUGGAGAGGUGGUAAUGAGAGUGUGAUAUGCAAUGAGAUGCUGUACUUUUUAGUUUAUUCAACUGGGGGUGGUCAAUCAGAAAACCGUCAUGCCCUAGUUGCGUAUAACAUGUCCAAUCAUUCAUCCCAAGGUAGUUUAACAAGGAACUUCAUUCCGGUACCUUGUUCUCUAACAUGUGGCCGUUUGAUGAAUCUGAAGGAGAAGCUUGUAAUGGUGGGAGGAAUUGGUAAACCAGAUCGACCUGACAUAAUAAAAGGAAUUGGUAUCUGGCUUCUAAAUGAUAAGAAGUGGGAAGAGAUUGCUCGAAUGCCCCACAAAUUCUUCCAAGGCUUUGGAGAGUUAGAUGAUGUGUUUGCUAGCAGCGGUGCAGAUGAUCUGAUAUAUAUUCAGAGUUAUGGAGCUCCGGCGCUUCUCAUAUUUGACGUGAACCAUAAACAAUGGAAAUGGUCGCAGAAGUGCCCUGUGUCAAAAAGAUUCCCGCUGCAGCUUUUUACUGGCUUUUGCUUUGAGCCUAGACUUGAAAUUGCUCCAUAGUUCUCCUUACGAUCAAGAGCUGCUAUUGAGAAUUGUGUCCAAGGUUUCCUGCCCAUUUUCCUUCAUUGUUCUUUAAGUAAAAUUUUAAUAUGAUUUCAGUGUUUUCACAGUUUCAUACAAAAUAUUCUUGCUGAUAAAACUGCUUUAUUCAUGGAUACUGGAAUAUUAUUAAUAGCAUUUGAAAAUACCACAGCUUUUUUUUUUUCUUUA